GACUAAGAGGCCCUUCUUAGAAUCACUUUAUAAAAAUGGGAACUGAAGAGGUUAAAUGGGAUGAACCAAUAGUGGAAAUAAAUGGAUGGAAUAAAAAGAUCCAAAGGCUGCAUAUACAACAUGCAUAAGCAGCAGUAAAGCAGCUCCACAAUUUCACUUUGCAAGUCAGGAAAACCUUUGAUAUUGUGCUACGCUCAUCGUCGAUAAGAAUUAAAUUCACUACCUCCAGUAUGAUGAGCACUCCAGGAAGAAAUGAAACCAAGAAUGAAAAGAAUGGCCAAGAAGUUAAGCAGUCAUUGUCAGGUGUUCGGAAACCCAGGUUUAAAUGGACAGUACAGGUUCACGGGCGCUUUGUUGAUGCAGUGAAUCAACUUGGAGGAAUAUACAAAGCAACUCCAAAAAAUAUAAUGAGGCUGAUGGACAUUGAGCAAAUCACAACAGACCAUAUAAAGAGCCACCUUCAGAAGUACAGACUCAAUGGUUCUAAGCAAGCAAAUACGAACACAAGAAAGAGUAAGAAGUGUUUCCACGAAUUUUCUGGUGAACUUUUCAAAUUGCUAAACAGUAAGCAUGAAGAGCACAGCACCUAUAAAGCCCUUUAUAAUAUAAUACUAAAUUUUAGAACUAUGGAAACAGCAAUAAGAGCAACAGUAUUUCAACGACAUCAAGAACACAAGUACAGCAUAACACCUGGAUUGCAUACAAUGGGAAGUAUACAGGUGAGUGAUGUACCAGAGAUAUCAACUGAAAGACAGAGAACUUCACAGACAAAGCUUGAGCAGUUUGAGAGGGCGCAACAGCAAGUGCAAUAUAUUGAGAGAGAAUACCACGGCACACUGAAGCAAACCAGCAACAAUGAAAAGAGACAAUAUCCACAGGUGGAAGAAAUGGAAUUAACCACAGAGCAGCUUGAUGAGCAAAGAAAAAUGGCACAGAAAGACCAUAUAAGCAUAUUGAAUUCUGAUCCAUUGAGUUCUCCAAUGGAAAGCACAAAUUAUAUCGAGCCUGAUUAUGUUGGCACAACAUAUUCAACACUGGAGAUAGAGAGGAAGAAUUUUCUUAAGCCGUCAUACAAAAGAUGUUUAGAAGCACAUAAAGAGAAAGGGAAGUUUCCAUACACUUCAGCAAGGACAGAUGACAGGGAAUUAAUAAUACCAGAAAAGAAAAGGUUUGAUGCUGCACCUUUAAAAAUCAGCCUUCAAAUGGAAAAAGGAAGCACUAGCAGCGGCUUUUCUGCAGAUGAAACACACGAAAGAGGAAAGUGCUAUCAAGUUUAUGCCUCACCAACUUCUGCAGCUCAAAUAGAAGCUCAGAAUAUGGUAGCGGUAGAUAAUAAAAUUAACAUGAGUAACUUUCCUAGCUAUAAAGACUUAAAGGCAAUGAAUGCUUCAAAUGAGAAAUCAUUUGAUCUGAAUAUGCCAGCCAAAGAGCAGGAAGAGUAAUGUAACCUGCUAUCAAAAUCAAUGGCCAAAACAUAUAUGCAUAGUAGUUGAUGUAAGUAAUGUGUCAAAACCUUUUUUUUUUUGGUGAAGAAAGAGAGGCUACGCCUCAAAGUUAUCUAA
Messenger RNA from Ipomoea nil (Japanese morning glory), 1562 nucleotides. RefSeq names its product myb-related protein 2-like. Bases 231 to 1442 code for a protein of 403 amino acids. Gene Ontology annotation, molecular function: DNA-binding transcription factor activity; DNA binding. NCBI's taxonomy places the organism in Eukaryota, Viridiplantae, Streptophyta, Magnoliopsida, Solanales, Convolvulaceae. The transcript has 6 exons. The record is from RefSeq and is a predicted model, not a curated record.